GGGCCCGCACGUGGAGGCCGGCGCGGGGGCGCGGGCAGGGCCGGCUGCUGAGACGCGCUGCUGCCCCCCGCGCGGGCGCCGCGGCUUCAAUGGCGCCAUCGCCCAGGACCGGCAGCCGGCAAGAUGCGACCGCCCUGCCCAGCAUGUCCUCAACUUUUUGGGCGUUCAUGAUCCUGGCCGGCCUGCUCGUCGCCUACUGCAGUCAGCUGGCCGCCGGCACCUGUGAGAUUGUGACCCUGGACCGGGACAGCAGCCAGCCCCGGAGGACGAUCGCCCGGCAGACGGCUCGCUGUGCCUGCAGAAAGGGGCAGAUCGCGGGCACCACGAGAGCCCGGCCUGCCUGCGUCGACGCUCGCAUCAUCAAGACGAAGCAGUGGUGUGACAUGCUCCCAUGUCUGGAGGGCGAGGGCUGUGACCUGCUGAUCAACCGGUCCGGCUGGACGUGCACACAGCCCGGCGGCCGGAUAAAGACCACCACGGUCUCCUGACAGACGCCGCCCCCCAGGGGCCCCGGGAGUGGCCUUGGCUCCCUGGCGCGUCCGCACCUCGACCACGGUCUUCCGUCCGUCGUGGACGCCACCUCUUCUCCGCCACCCGCCCACCCUCGUUUCCGUGUAGCCCAUCAAGGACAGCCCGCCUCCCUGGCGUCGUCCUGAGCUGAGCGCGUCUGCUGCUGCGAGGAGUCCGGCCCGGGACACGCACAGGGGCCCCGAGGGCGUCCGUGGGAGCCCAGCCUCAGCCGCCCUCCCGGGCCUUGGCCAGGAGGACGAGGCAGCGGCCGCAGCGGCCCAGCCCGGGAGCGGCCGUCGGCGCCGGGCCCGCGGGAGGACUGGCCCUUGGGCCCCGAAGCGGCCUCGCCUUGUGCCCCAGACUGUCCGAAUCACUUUUAUUUUCGUACCCUUUCAGCAUACUCGAUAGACCAAAGAGCAAAAUCUAUUUUAACUUGGACUCGCCCUCACCGUCAGAGUCCGUGGGUUCGACUGGGGGACACGGGGGCCGAGAUCCGCCGGCGGCCCCGGCAGGGCGCGGAGGGCGACCCUCGGCAGACACGUGCCCCCCACGGACGCUGCGGGGCCUGCUGAGAGGGGCCCAGCGGGGGCGGACCCGCGGCAGCACCCCCAGGCCCGGGCAGCGAUGCCCCCAGGCCGGCCCCGCGGGCGAGCGCCCCUCACCGGGAACGUGGACCGCCGCACGCGGCCGGCCCCGCUGUACUUAGAUGGACUUGACCGACUAAAAUCACUUUCUGUUUUAACCAGUUACACAUGCCUCUCUACAGCUCAUUUCUGAUAGUGGGAUAAUCCAGUAUUCGCCGCGAGCAUGUUGGGUCUCCCGUGACUGCUGUCUGCAACGACGCACCAUUUAGCUCCAGAAAGCAAAUUAAAGAAACCUAAAGUAACACUUGUUUGAAAGAGAUCAUUAAAUGUAUUUUGCAAAGCCUAAAGUUAUAUAUUUAACAGUUUUUAUAUGUUGUAUAUUUGUAGAAAAAAAUCCUAUUUAACAAUUAAUGUGGUCGCCCUGCCCGGCCCACGCGGCGGGCGGGAGCGCCGGCGUCUCUGAAGGGCUGCGGGGCGGGCGCCGAGGGCCGGACUCCGGGGACAGCAGCCGAGGACGCGCCCGACGCCGCGGGGAGGUGGCCGUCAUGCGCGGUCGACCGUGGGCCCAGGCGCUGCUCCCUGUCCAGCCCGGCCGCGGGGAGGCCCAGGGGGCAGGUGUUGGUCACGCCUCUCCCAACAGAUCCUGUGUCCCUCUGCGUGACUCCCUCCCCACGGGCCCAUCCGUGGGCGCUGCCGCGGACCUCCUCUUGGGGCUGAAGCCCACCCGCCCCGCUGCCUCUCGGUCCUCACGGCUGGCGGCUGAGUAGCCGGGGACAGGCCAGGGCACGCGGAGAAUGGCAGGCGCCCCAGCCUCCCACGCCCUCCCCACGGCACAGGGCCGCCGGGCCCGACGUGCGAGGGACACUCCUGCGUCUCCGACCCCGGGCCAUCGUCCGCCGGGGCCCCUCAUUCUCCUGAGUUUGUGCUGAACUAUACUACCUGACAGUCCAAUUAACAGGCGCGCUCUGCUAGUUCUAUGCUACUAAAAAAAAAAAAAAAAAAAAAAAAAAAAGGAAAGAAAAAGUAAAAAAAAAUAAUAAUAUUAAGUAUAUAGAAGCCGUCCCAGCAACCCAUAGACUAAAGAUAGAAGAGAAGACCCAUUUAUUUAAGACCCGUUUCGAUGUCCAUGAGUAUUUAAUUCACCUCUCGGUCACCGCAGGUUCAGAGGGCUGAGCAUCCCCGAGGGAGCGACGUGGCCAGGCGCCGGGGCCGCAGGAGGGUCGCGGCGGCCUCCCCGAACCCGCGUCCUCCCACAGCGAGCGUGGGCUCCUUCAGAGGCAGACACUGGAGGAUUAAGAUGUUACAGCGUUUUUUUUUCCUCCUUGUUUUACAGUAUUCAAUUUUGUGUUGAUUCAGCUAAAUUAUGAAA
Messenger RNA from Nyctereutes procyonoides (raccoon dog), 2463 nucleotides. It is a transcript of the gene TAFA5, whose product is annotated as TAFA chemokine like family member 5. Gene Ontology annotation, molecular function: receptor ligand activity; G protein-coupled receptor binding. NCBI's taxonomy places the organism in Eukaryota, Metazoa, Chordata, Mammalia, Carnivora, Canidae. The record is from RefSeq and is a predicted model, not a curated record. The transcript has 4 exons. Gene Ontology annotation, biological process: G protein-coupled receptor signaling pathway. Bases 90 to 488 code for a protein of 132 amino acids.